CCGAGUGGCAAUCCCGUUGUCCGCGUGCUCAGAUCCCCGCAUGUGAUGCGCAGCAGACUGGCGCUUGCCCGCAAGCUACCGUCGUUAUCGUCCAUAGAUCUUGGAUCUCGUGCUCGACAUCAACGUCGGCAUACUUUGCUCGGAUUGCAUGUGAACUAUGUCGGCGCCCGCUACUACGUUCCUCAUGGUCCAAGGGUGUCCGUGAGUGCACGAAUGAACGAACAGUUUCCACAACCCAUCCAGGUCGGGACGUAUCGCCAUUGCAUGAGCAUCUGGCGCGAUACCCACCCUGCUCCUACCAUUCUACGUCAGCUGUCGAGGCAAUCGCGGACCUGGCACUCUGUUUCGAAGCAGGCGCUACGGAUGUAGCUGUCCGGCAUUGCUUGCUGCUCCUGCUUUGAGACACCAGAAUGAGCAAUCCCUACUCCGAUCGACCCAGCAAUUCACGCCCGAUCCCCGAUUACUACAACAACACCUACUCUCGGACAUCUUAUGCGACAGUAGCAGCUGGGAGAAACGCGCAAGGCACAUCGGAGCAACGUUCAAGGCAGCCGACCGAGCCUGGAGACGAAGAGGGAGAUCGUGAGCGCGAACCACGCGAGGCGACAUUGACGAGCUGGGACAAUAUGGCGGGAACGGGGAGAUAUGAUCAAGAUGGAGGAAGGAGACCAGAGACGGGCAGCGGUACAACGGGGACAUAUGGUGGCGAUACGAUUCGAUACGAUGGUUUGGGCUGCCACGAGCAUGAGGACCACCCGGCCUUCUUCACGCCCUCAUAUCUUCGACACUCCAGGCACGUGCAGAAGCUGAAGCAAGAAUAUGAGGAACAUGUCGCUCACCUGAAGACACUGGCAAACAGGAACGCAAGGCCAUAUCAUUCGAGCCUGUCCACCAGUUCGAGCUUGACGAAUCUCAACAAGCUGUCUUCACAGCACGUACACCGUGGCCCUGUGCAAGACGUGAUUGAGAGGCUACCGCCUCCGUCUGCCGAAGAAACACAACUGCAUCCGUUGCCUAGCAGAUGGAACGAAGAUGACAAAUGGAAUGGACUGGAGAUCCUGGCUGACGGCACCGAGGCUCGUUUUAAUGGAGUGACCAAGACGCAAGAUGAUGCAGCAUCAGUGAGGUCCGAUCACUACAUACCGAAGGAGGUUGGGAUUUAUUACUUCGAGGUGACGAUACUAUCUCGUGUAAAGGAUGCCAUGAUAGGCAUCGGAUUUUCCAGCAGGAAGGCAAAUCUCAAUAGACUACCAGGCUGGGAACAAGAGUCUUGGGCAUAUCACGGUGACGACGGCUAUGUGUUUGCGUGCACCGCGAGUGGCAAGGCGUAUGGACCCAAGUUCACCAGUCAGGAUGUAAUUGGCUGCGGCAUCAACUUCAAGACGGGCACCGCGUUCUUCACCAAGAACGGGACACAUUUGGGCACAGCCUUUCAUAAUGUCAGAGCGGACAAGCUGUAUCCCUCCGUGGGGAUGAAGAAGGCGCAAGAUUCCUUACGCGUCAACUUCGGCAAGACGCCCUUUGUCUUUGACAUUGAUGGGCUGAUCGAGCAGGAGCGCAAGACUACUCUGGCAGAGCUCGAUCGGGCUGACGUGUCACAUUUGCAUCCUCCCGACGACGAGAAUGCACUGAUUCACAAUCUCAUUGGGCAGUACCUUGCGCACGAAGGCUACGUGGAGACAGCAAAGGCGUUUGCGAAGGACGUCGAAGAACAACAGCAGGCCUUCAACGGGCCAUCACAGCCACUCCGAGUUUCAAGUGAAGACGAUCAACACGCGAACCACCGCCAACGAAUACGAAGGAGCAUUCUCGACGGCGACAUCGAUCGAGCGCUGAAAUAUCUCUCAGCCUACUAUCAAAACCUGUUCGAUGAGCGGAAUAGAGACAUUUACUUCCGGCUUCGAUGUCGAAAGUAUGUGGAGAUGACAAGGAAAUAUGCCGAGCUUUCGGACGCUGUCUCGUCACCCACAACAGUGACGAAAAGUGUUGACUCACUAGGCAGUAACGGUCAUGCAAAAAUCGAGACGGAUGAACAGCACGAUCAACAUCAACCAGAUACACAGAUGGAACUUGAUGAUCAGUUACGGAGAGAAACGUCACAAAACUUGGAGCCCUCAGCGAACGAUGAUGUUGAUAUGGAUGUCUCACAAGAACUUCCCCCAAAGUCUGCCUUCAUGAAAGCAGACCAAAUCUUGAUGGCCUGUGUGGAGUAUGGACAGGAGUUGCAGCAAGAAUGGAAGUCGGAUCGAAGACCGCAUAUCCAGAAGCAUCUCCAAGACAUUGCGGCGAGCUUUGCUUACAGGAAUAUCUACGAGAGUCCCAUUAGCCAUCUCUUCUCUCUGGAGGGGCGAGCCGAGAUUGCAGAAGAGGUUAAUGGCGCUAUUCUAGUUUCACUCGGCAAGCCCUCCUCUGCAGCACUGGAGAAGGUCUGCUCUCAGACUGAGGUCCUUUUGGAAGAAUGCGCUGGCAGAGCAGGCCCAGCGGCAGCGGCAGCUUUCGUGAAUGUCAGGGACGACUUUCUGAAAGAUUAGUGUUCUGCGAGUCCGAAACUUGGAAGGAAUCUCGAGAUGGCCCUCAGAUGCAGAUAGAUUUGUCUGAUGUGGACAAUGAUUUGUUGCUGACAUGGUGAGCCCGUACAGGACGAUGGCACUCUUCCUCGGCUUGCGGCCACUUUCUCUGUUUGCCGCCGGAGCGGUAUCCAGAGCGGUUUCCUUGUGAUUGUGAGCACAGAAGCUCUCUACCAGCGGUGAACGGGAAUCGUUGGAAGCGAGUAUUU
This is a messenger RNA of Cercospora beticola, 2776 nucleotides long. RefSeq lists its product as uncharacterized. NCBI's taxonomy places the organism in Eukaryota, Fungi, Ascomycota, Dothideomycetes, Mycosphaerellales, Mycosphaerellaceae. The record is from RefSeq and is a predicted model, not a curated record. Gene Ontology annotation, molecular function: protein binding.